Messenger RNA from Petromyzon marinus (sea lamprey), 6282 nucleotides. RefSeq names its product Krueppel-like factor 6. Gene Ontology annotation, biological process: regulation of transcription by RNA polymerase II. The record is from RefSeq and is a predicted model, not a curated record. Gene Ontology annotation, molecular function: RNA polymerase II cis-regulatory region sequence-specific DNA binding; DNA-binding transcription factor activity, RNA polymerase II-specific. NCBI's taxonomy places the organism in Eukaryota, Metazoa, Chordata, Hyperoartia, Petromyzontiformes, Petromyzontidae.
GAGCGCGUGUUUGGGAUGGAACGUGCGCUCAUUGCAGCGGUGUUCGUGCAGCAAGUAAGCAAGCGCAACGUAAACAUACAAUAAUAAUACACAGCAUACGUGUAAACCGUUGUUACAUGCGCGAGGUUGGCCUUGCGGGAGCAACGUGUCUUUUUUUCAAUUGCAGUGGUUGCUUCAAUGCAUUUGCAAUUAUUAGCAGGAGCGAAAUAGGUACGAAUAGGUUUUAGUUUGACGCGCGAGCAGGCGCUUUAGUCUUAGCCCACCCACCACCCCAAUCCUUCCUGGGCUUGUUACUGCUGCAGUAGACAGGUGUGGGACGUAGGAGCAUUCCUACUGAGAAGUGACACCGCCACACCUGCGAGGAGCUGGAUAUACGUGUGUACCUGUAGAGCGAGAGAAGAAGGAAAGAGAGAGAGAGCCAUGGACGUGUUGCCCAGCUACAGCAUCUUCCAGGAGCUGCAGAUAGUGCACGACACGGGCUACUUCUCAGCAAUGCCAUCCCUGGAGGAGACCUGGCAACAGAUCUGCCUGGAAAUGGAGCGGUACCUGCAGACGGAGCCCUGCAUGGGAGGCCGGUGCCCGGCGAGCGGCAGUGAUGCCGAGAAAAGUCCCUGGCAGAGAUUUAUCGCCGCCUGCUCCGAGCAGAGCGAGUCCGCUCUCGUCACAGCGACACCCAUCACGGCUCCGCUGCAGCAGGACCUUGGCGGUGCGGCCGCCACCACCAUUGCUUCCGCUGCAGCUACCACCAUUGCCUCUCCCGUCACCAUUCCAGCUACAGCCGCGGCGUCAUCGUUCACGGACGGCAGAGACCCGUGCCUCACGGCGCAUGGCAGUGCGAGCCCCGCGGGAAGCAGCGGCUCCUGGGACUCGGUGCCAUCACCUGGUGCCGAGGAGCGGCUGAGCGAGGCGAGUGGAAGCCUCACGCCGCCAUCGUCGCCCGAGCACUCGGACCUGCCCGAACUCAACCUUGGACUAGACGAACGGGCAGAGGCAUGUGCCGAGAUUGACUUGGCUGAGACGGCCGCCCUCCACCAUCAGCAACAGCAACACCUUCAGCUCCACCUCCACCUUCAGCAGCAGCAGCAGUCUCAGUUGCACAUCUCACUGCACGACAGCCACACAGAUAAGUUGCAGGUAAAAGCGAUGACUGUGACUGGCAAAUUAGUGGACCCGGAAGGCUCGCCCGAUGGAAAGAAGAGGAUUCACCACUGUCCCUUCAGUGGUUGUCGGAAAGUUUACACCAAAAGCUCCCACCUGAAGGCCCACCAGCGCACACACACAGGAGAGAAGCCGUACAAGUGCUCUUGGGAAGGGUGCGAGUGGCGCUUUGCGCGGAGCGACGAGCUCACACGACACUACCGCAAGCAUACAGGAGCGAAGCCUUUCAAGUGCGCACACUGCGACAGGUCUUUCUCCAGGUCAGACCACCUUGCCUUGCACAUGAAGAGACACCUAUGAGCGGGAUAAUGCGGAAGAAGAUAAUGCGGUUGCUGCGCAUCCAACUGCAGUCAUCCCAGGACAACGUGAAGGAAAAUACGGUGUUUGACUGUAACAAAUACCAUUGGGUCGUCGGGUGGCAAGGCAUCACCGUAUAUUAUAAUCAGACCAACAUACUACUUAACCCUUAAACUAAGUAAAACAUUUGCCAGGCAUUUCUGGCUUGACAAAGGAGCAAGCUGAACAUACUGGCUGGAACAGCCCAGUACCCCAUUAAAGGGUAGAACACACCUCCACAUGUAUAAGUAUUAGUUGUGAACUUUGACAUUUCACCGUUGAACUAGCGAACAUUGUUUUCUUUGGAGGACCGACGAUUGGUAUGCACGACUCCUUAAGCCCUCUUUGCCCUCAUCUCGCCACUUGUCCAAGCCCCCCAAGCCUCAAUUCAAGGAGUGAUGAAGCAAGAUUCAAUGAGAGGACCUCUACGUGACCCUUCGUUAAGAAUGCGAUGUCACUGCUUGCCUGGAAUGAGUGGAUGAAUGGGCUCUGAUCUGUCAUUGACUUUUGCCUUACAACAUCCAGUUACAAAUAGCAUCUAAGAAGAAGAGAAAAAAAUCCCCUUUCUCCUUUCUCACUGGACAUAACCCUUUUCAUCCUCAAACAAACGUCUUUAAUUGGGUUUGGAAUAUUAAUGGUACCAGGCUUAUUGUGUAACCUUGUUACUUUUAAAGAAUGGACUGAGUCAUAUUUAAGGGUGGAAACAGCUCUGUACGUGUUAUUGCACAUCAGGAUGUCUGGCUACUGGUUUCCGCCCUUGAACACGUGACCUGCAGUGCAUCACCACACAAGCCGAGCUCUCGGAAACAUUUGGUAUUCCCACCCAGCUUGGUGCAGAAGGUGCAAAUGUGCGAAUUAGAUUGUGGUUACAUUUAAAAGUACUCAAUUUAAAGGUGAUGCUGAGCAUUGGCAAAUGCAUUUCAGUGAGACAAAUAAAUAAAGCUUCAGAAAAGGAAAGUGAAAGUGUCUGCUAUGCUGAAGGAAGCAAUGGGACAGCACUCGUAUCUACUGGUAUUCCAGAGCUGGUUGUAGAAAUCCCACAUUUCUAAUUUUCCACAGCAGGGCCGGGCUUAAUGAGAGGAUCGCUCUCAUUAUGUGGCACUUAUUUGAUCAAUUCUGGAGUGAUGAGAGGCUGAGUCAGCCAGGAUUUGAACUCACAAAUUUACAAUUGUGAGUCGAGCGCUGUAAUCGCACACCACAUGGCCAGUGGCAUCUAGAACCGAGAUUUGUAGAUUAGGGGUUCUCGACCAUGUAGUUACUAUGGCCCUUACAGGGAGCUGGAGCACUGGCACCAUGAACUGCCUUGUUUUGUCUACUUGUCAAUGGCACAGUUCCCCUCAAUGUAAACUCUGCUGCCUUUUUCUUCUCUCCCUGAUUACAAGUAAGCCAACACUUUAAUAACAAUGGUAUUCACAAUCUACAUGUUUAGUUGAGCAUGCAGUAGUGUUCAUCUCAUGAGCCAGUGGAGGAAAUUACACAUUUGUAUACUUGAGACUCUAAUAUUCGUGUCACUACCACUGCUGACUUCUUCCACAUUGGUUUUAGAUUUAUUGACAGACAUACUGUUGGAAGUAUUAUUUGGGCCAGUGCUUUAUAAUGUCUGUUUAAAUUACCAUUCACGUACGUACGUAGAACCACAAUCAGAAAAUUAAUACUCGAAUUAGGACAAAAGUCAGCGUUUCUCUUUUCAAACAAGCAAUUUUGUAGCACUCAACUCUAUUGGUGGUCCAGAGCCUGUAGUGGAGAUAGUUUUAAUAUGAUGACCACUCUAACCACAUAACCUCCAGGCUGGUUUCGGGAAUAUUGUAUAGUGCACUUCUAUAUUAAAUGUCCAAAUACACAAAUUCUAUUUUUAUUUUCUCCCAAAUAUGGACUCUUAUGUGGUCAUCGAGGUCUACUGCUUACAUCUCCUUGGGGUCUGUGGACCUGGUUGAGAACCCCUUUUAUAAUCUCUCAGGUUCCAGGCAGUAACUGGUGCUAUGCAAUGGUUGCAUGCUGUCGGAUUGCUCCCAUUGGAAAUUCACAUCGUUAAUUGAUUAAGUACCAUCGCAUUGCUGUGUGCUACUAAUAUUCCCGUAAGUAAAAUUGGGAAGAACUUGUCACACAAUGCACGAAAAAAAAUUAUGAAAGACUGUCCAAAAUUUCACACCUGAAAUAAGCCACAGUUGGUACUUUUUUGCCAUGUGCUAUUUAAUUUAUCAGUAAUUGCGUUGCACGUAUAAUGAUCACGGUGAAGUGGCACAUGCACUGACAUGCUAAGCUGUGGACAGAGAAUUGUGUUGCACAAAGACAUCGGACUGCGACAUUACCAGUUUUUGGGAGUAACAUGUUGCUAAUUGGAUUAAAAAGGCAGGUUCUGGUAGUCUCAUUAUUAACCUGUUUCUUCAAUGUGUUAGCAGAAUAUCACUACUUGGGAUGUACCAUAUGGUUACCAUUACUUUCAUUGAAACCAAAUGUACUGUUAUUUCAAAAACAAUUCAAAGGGAAAUUAUUACAAAUCCAACUUAAUUUUAAGACAGCAGCCAAUUCAUGUAUAUGUAGAUCAUGAUAUAAAGCCUGUAAUAAUAUUUAAAUUAUGUUAUUUCUUUAACAGCAAACCAACAUAGUGGACAUCACUGGUGAAUUCUUAAUCUACGUGAUCUGGCAAAUGACUCUUAAAAGAAACCUACAAUUUGUCAAGCAUAGCAUUUCACUUACUCAUUGUUCAUUUGUACCAGAACUGCCAGGGCAUGUGUAAAUUCAGUGGUGGUAGUCAUGGCUCACACAGUCCCAAGAUCGUUUGGCUAAUAGUAAUAACUAGAUUUCCAGUCCACUGAGUAAAAAGGAUUUUAACCUUGAUUUGAAGCUGUCGUGACUGCAUGGAAUCCACACUCUUUGGUUCUUUCAGUAAAGUCACGUGGGAAGAAAAAAAAUAAUAAUAAUAGAUCACGACGUUCCGAUCGCAACACAAGCAAUCGUCAUCAGGUGAGACAACUACAGCAAGAAAACGUAUUCAGCAGUUUUCUUGCUGUAGCAAGACGAUUUGCUUGUUGUUGCGAUCGAAACGUCGUGAUCUAAUCUUUUUUUCUACCCACCACGUGACUUUACCGAGAGAUCCAAAGAGAAAGGAUUUUAACAUUUGUGUGAUACGUUUUUUAAAAUUCCUGGUAGAAACAGCAGCCCUAAUGCAUACAGCGAACCAGUGAUACAUUAUCCCAGUUACACCACUGAACCAUCAUGAUACAAUUACAGCCGCACUUUCUGGAAUGAAAAUGUCAAUUGCACUUCUCAUGAACAAAGAAAGCAACUACUGCUUUUUUAUGGAAGGUAAAUAAGGGACUGCAUUGACAGUUGUGCACAAACAAGAUGAAAUACACCACUCCGCCAUCUUCAUGAACACUGCCUUGAAUCGGGGAAAAAAUGUAUGUCUUGAGAAAUAAAAAGGCAGCCACGAUAUUGACCGACUUAAAUAUAUCAGAUGUCUACAAAUAUAUUUCUUCAAGCUUACCACAUUGUAAAAAUCCAUCUCCAACUACUGUGUCAAAAUCUUCUCUACGCUCCAAAAAAAACUGCUGUUUGUCUGAAAUGUUAUUCUAAUGUAUAUUUCCCUAUUACUGGGCAGGGUUUAAUGAAGGUGGCCGAGCUUUUUGUUGUCUUGCAAUCACUGCUCAUAAUUGACCAUAAUACAGUAGAAUUAGAUUUGCUCCAAGCCUAAUUCGCACACUGCGUAAGCACACAGGUCACCAACUGCUACCUCACUUGACGUGUGAGCUGUCAAGUGUUACGAGGUUAGUGAUGAAUGUGAGUUAUACUCUACAGUCCCCGUCCAUUCAUAUUGUGCUGUCACGUUGAAGCCAAAGUACAUUCGUGUAACCUACAAGCUAAACUAUGCCUUAAAGAAUAUAUGGGGGAGCCAAAUGAGAUACAUGACGAGAGACUUUUUUUACAAUUUGGUCCCUUGUUCCCAUACAUCGCCACUGUUAAAUCUGUCAUCUUUAACACGCAACAGAGCAUACACUGUUACUAAAUAAUGUAGUUAUUUUUGUCGUGACGAUGACAUCCUCCCUCCUCCUCUGUUCUGCUCGAGAAACUGAGCUUUUGUUCGUGACUAAACUCGUGUUUAAAAGAAGUUAAAAUACUUUGUUCAAAUGUUUUCAGACCUGACAAAAAAUAUUUUCCAUUUGUGGCAGACCGGUUAAGAAAGGCCGUAUACUUUACUGGAGUUGUAUACUAGAUACAUUUCUACGUCGACUAGCCUUAAUUACCAGGAAAAAAGCAAAGGAGACUUCUUAAUAUAAAAAUUGACCACAACCACUAGCAGAAUUAAGUUAUUCAGAAAUAGAUUUCAGUAUUUUUUUGUACAUCGUUCAUUUGUUUUACAGAGUGAAAUUCGGGUAGUCUAUUGUUUCAACCAGAACUGUUAUUGAAAUCAACGAAUACAAUGUUAUAUUGUUCACGGUGCAGAUGUUCUUAAGAUAGUUAUUCCAUCUUAAUGGGUGCUUGUUUGCAUAAAACGUCCUUUAUACGUAUAUCCAGCCAGAGGCGUGAUGCGCACAUUGAAUUGAAACCCAAAGACAAUCUACAAAUGUGUGCAUCGCUCUUUACGUUUCUAUAAGUACUGUACUGUAAUUUUUUUAAAGCAUAUAAAUACUGUAUAUUGUUGGAGAAAUAUGUACAUUUUGUAUCGACUUUGCAACUUUUUUCUGUGCUUCAGUUACCUUCUGUAAAUGUUUUGAAUUCAGAGGUUGUAUAUUUGGUUUAUGAGACUGAUGAAUGUAUAGCUUUUUGUUAAUAAACAUGACUGCAGUA